AAAAGAAAGAGAUAAACUACCAGAGUGGGGUGGGAGAAGAGAGAGAGAGAGAGAGAUGAAAAAAGAAAGAAAAUAAAGGAAUCUGAAAAGGAUGAGGAAAAGUAGUGAGAGUGAUCGAAGUGAGUUGGUUGAGAAUAAAGAGAAAAAAGAAAGAGGAGAAAAAAAGAAAACACCAUUUCAAUUGUGAUCCAGAACUUUACCAUGAUUUAUAUUCACUCGAUCGCCUGUGAACAGUGGAUUCCAUCACCAUAAUUGUGGACAUUUUAUCUUCAUCUUCUUCCUUUCAUUGGGCAUCAUCAUCAAAUUAUCAUCUUCAUCUAAUAGCAUCUCUUCAACCGGACCUGUGAUCGAUAUUUUUGUUUCUCGACUUUGUUAUUAUUAUUGUUCAAAUAAUUCAUUACAAUUAUGUUUACAUCCAAAGGAACAAUUUCCUAUUGUUUAUUUGUUAAUUGUUGAAACUGUUCAACAUCUUGCAUCAAAUCAAUGGAUCCUUGAUGCAAUAUCUAAAUUCAUCAUUUUCUCAUCAUUAUCGUUAUUAUUAUUACUAUUAAAUUGUUCAAUUCCAUUUGGAUAAUCAUUUAUCUUUGUGUGUAAAACUGUUUACUUUUGGAAAUCAUCUUCAUCACUUGUCCAUCAUCAUCAUCAUCAUCAUCUUAAUAGUAAAUAUCUAAAUCUUUUGACUAUCAGAAAAUUAUAACAAUCAAACUGAAUUUUAAACGAGGAAACCAGGAAACAAUCAACAACCAUCCGAUCGGAGGGAUGAGUAUCAUUCAAAUGUCCGAUCUCGAAAUGGAUGAUGUUACAUUUUUAACCUGCCGUGAAUCUGUUGACGGGGUCACGAAUAAAUCUUUACGCGGAGAUUGUGGCCCAUUUUGUCGGAAUCGUCGAGUUUGCCGUAAACAGCAUCCCCACCAUGUACAUUUCUCAUUUUAUCAAUUAUUCAUCAUGAUAUCAUCAAUUGUUAUCCUACUCAUUUCAACUGCCUUACUUUGCGCCUUUGCCAAUCCCUUUAAAACUAAUCAGUGUCAUAUCAUUGGUACCAUUGAAGAUACAACCAAUUCAACCCUUAAUUUAACACAAUCACAUCUAUUAGCCACCAAUGGGGAACAAUUUCCUUGGAGUGAUUUAAGAUUGCCUAAUUUUAUUAAGCCCAUCCAUUAUGAUAUCUUCAUGCAUCCAAAUUUAACCACGUUUAUUAAUCGAGGAUCCGUUGAAAUUACAAUUACCUCGGAGGAAUCAGUUGAUUUUAUUUUACUUCAUGGGAAACAAUUAAAUUUAACACAAAUCAGUAUAACCAAAUUUAAUGAUGAUCGUGAACCAAUACCAAUAAUUAAGGUUCUGGAAAAUGAUGACUUUGAAUUAAUCCAUAUCAGUUUGGGAACAGUAUUAACAAUUAACACCGAGUAUUUGGUUAAGAUAAAUUUCACCAAAAUGCUUGAGGAAAGAUUAGAAGGAUUUUAUAUCUCAUCUUAUAUUGAAAUGUCCAGUGAACGAAGGAAAUAUUUGGCCACAACCCAUUUCGAGCCAACAUCGGCACGAUCAGCAUUCCCGUGUUUCGAUGAGCCCGCGCUUAAGGCAACAUUUGCCCUUAAAAUGGUCCACGAACCGAUUCACGAGGUUUAUUUUAAUUCUGAGAAACAAGAUACACUAAUCUAUUCAAAGGAAGGUCUUCGUCUUUCCGUUUUCGAUACAACUGUACAAAUGUCCACCUAUCUGGUAGCAUUUGUUGUCUGUGAUUUUAAACCGCUCGAUGCAAGGACCAAAGAGGGAACCCAUGUUCGUGUUCUGGUUCCAAGAGAUCAGAUUAACCAUGGAGAUCUUGCCCUUAGAUCAGCUGUCAACAUAUUAACAUAUUUCCAAUCAUUUUUUAAUAUAACUUAUCCUUUAACUAAACUUGACCUUGUCUCCGUUCCCGAUUUUGCCGCUGGAGCAAUGGAAAACUGGGGACUGAUGACAUUUCGAGCCACACUAAUAAUGUACAAUGAGAAAACUUCAUCCGAUUCGGUAAAGGAAGAAGUUCUAACCGUAAUAUCACACGAAAUUGCUCACCAAUGGUUCGGUAAUUUGGUUACCAUGAAAUGGUGGAAUGACCUUUGGCUUAAUGAAGGUUUCGCUUCGUACGUUGAAAACCUUGGGGUUGACCAUUUAUACCCUGAAUGGAGGAUGUUAGAUCAAUUCGUUUUAACCACAACCCAAGAGGCUUUGGCUCUUGAUUCUCUUCAAUCAUCCCACCCAAUUAUGACCGAUGUUAAAGACCCACGGGAAAUUGAGGCCAUUUUUGAUACCAUUUCCUACAAAAAAGGUGCUGCUCUCAUAAGGAUGCUGAAAAAUUUUCUCGGCCCUGAUAACCUGAGACUUGGAUUAAAAAACUAUCUCUCCAAGUAUAAAUUUUCCAAUGCUGAAACAAGUGACCUAUGGAGGUCAUUUUCAAAGAUUGUGCCAAAUGAAGUAAUUAAUGUAACCAGCAUCAUGGAAACUUGGGUUCGUCAAAAGGGAUACCCAGUGAUUACCGUUCGUUCAUUUGGUGAACACGUUUUAUUGACCCAAAAACGUUACCUUUCCAGUCCAAUGGUUAAUGAAGACGAAACAAUCGACGGUAAUUUAUCAUCUUCUUCCUCAUCACCAUUUGGUUAUCAAUGGAUAAUCCCGAUAACUUUAAUAACGAGUCAUAAUCCUCGAGAUCCAUCACUCAUCUGGAUGUCAUCAACAAAUUCAGCGAUUCCAUUUCCUCAUCAUGUCGAUUGGUUCAAAAUAAACGUUAAUCAAACAGGAUUUUAUCGUGUUAAUUACGAUGAAUAUAAUUGGAAACGUUUAAUUUCACUUCUUGAUCGCUCAGGACCUGAUACACAUUUACUUUCACCCUCCGAUCGAGCAAAUCUAAUCGAUGAUGCCUUCUCCUUCAUGAGGAUGGAUCUACUUCAGCCCCAUAUCGCUCUUAAUAUCACCUCUUACCUGGAAAAAUCAAAAGAACGGGAUUAUGUCCCCUGGGUGACGACGAUAAUUAACCUGAAAAUACUUGAUUCCAUCAUGGAGGGUAACCCAUUGUUACGUAAAUUUAUCCUUAGGCUACUUCGAGUUGCCCUUAAAAUGUGGAAACAGGGAUGGAUCGAUGAGGGUUCUCAUCUUGAUCGCAAGUUACGUUCAUCGGUCUAUUAUGCGGCCUCGUAUUUUGGCGAAGACACAACGAUACGAAUUGCGAAGCAAAACUUUGACAAAUGGUUUCAAGAUGCUUAUCAACCGCCGCCCAAUUUUAGGAAAACCGUUUACACGACCGGUGUCCGAUUGGGCGAUAUCAAAGAGUGGGAAUUUGUCUGGACCAAAUAUACUAAGGAAAGGGUUCCCUCUGAGAAGCGUUUACUUUUAGAGGCAAUGGCUCAUACAACUAACCCUUGGCUACUUUCACAGUUUCUCAACUAUUCCCUUGAUCGUAAUAAGAUUAAACCUCAAGACACCGCGAAUGUAAUUUCCCACGUUGCUCGUAAUCCGGUGGGUCGGCAUUUGGCUUGGCAUUUUGUCCGUUCUAAUUGGGACUCAUUGUUAAACCUUUUUGGUACUGGUUCAUUUUCAAUUGAUGCUAUUAUAUCGGAAACAGGUUGGCACUUUUCAACGCAAUUCGAUUAUGAUGAGGUUUCGAACUUUUAUUCAAAGGUUCCCCUUGGUUCGGGUUUUCAAUCGUUGAAACAAACACUGGAAAAAAUUCGUGCCAAUAUUUUCUGGAAACAGGUAGUUGAACCAAAGGUCAUUAAUUGGUUAAGAAUUGUAGAUUCCCGAUGAAGAUUAUGAUAAAAAACAUAACAUGAGAACGCAACAAUUAAUUGAUAAUAAAAAUUAUAAAAGAAAAGAAGAAAAAAA
Panonychus citri (citrus red mite) is the source of this 3852-nucleotide messenger RNA. Its product is annotated as endoplasmic reticulum aminopeptidase 1-like. Bases 760 to 3774 code for a protein of 1004 amino acids. The record is from RefSeq and is a predicted model, not a curated record. The transcript is spliced from 4 exons. Gene Ontology annotation, cellular component: cytoplasm. NCBI's taxonomy places the organism in Eukaryota, Metazoa, Arthropoda, Arachnida, Trombidiformes, Tetranychidae. Gene Ontology annotation, molecular function: peptide binding; zinc ion binding; metalloaminopeptidase activity. Gene Ontology annotation, biological process: peptide catabolic process; proteolysis.